Messenger RNA from Laccaria bicolor S238N-H82, 1914 nucleotides. RefSeq lists its product as uncharacterized. The coding region runs from base 1 to 1914 and encodes 637 amino acids. NCBI's taxonomy places the organism in Eukaryota, Fungi, Basidiomycota, Agaricomycetes, Agaricales, Hydnangiaceae. The record is from RefSeq and is a predicted model, not a curated record. The transcript has 2 exons.
AUGACUGAGGCUCGUCCACUUCUUGGUCCAUCUCUCUCCUUCUCCGCCGUCUCUUCAGCUCCUCCUAGGUUACCCAAACGCCGAAUGUCAUUGUCCUCAGCGCUCGAAUUCUUCGCUCCAGCUGCAUCCUCUUUCCAGCCUCGUCCAUACGCGCCUAAUGUCCAAGUCUCAGAGGCUCGCUCACGAGCUCUGCAUUCCUCUCGGAACCAGCGAGACCUUCUGGCCAUGCCACCCGCCGGAAUGGAUCCUCAACCAGCAGAUCCAAAUGUUUUUUUCAUUCACCCACCUUUCGUCACCUUCCCAAAUUCGCAUUUACAUCCAGAUGGUUUAUCUUAUGUAUUGAUGGCUGAGAAUCCUGAAUGGUUUCUUGAUGCCAACGAUUUCAUAUCCCAACAGAACACUAACCCUCGAGCUAUACCAUAUCCUGCUAACCUUGAGCCACCCAGGGGUUGGUGUCCGGCGAAGAAAAAAGAUCUCAAAGAACGCGGUGCAGAGGGAUGGCCUGAAGGAGAAGAACCACGAUUACGGUGCACAUUUUGUCGAAGAACGUACGCCGGCGUUAACGCCAAGAGCAUGUGGAGACGCCAUGUCUUUGAAAAGCAUAAAAUCGCCAUGUCUAACAGACGCGAUGGCAAUGAGCACCCUCGGGGACGAGGUUCAGGCAAGGAAAACAAGCAACUUGCAUCGAACAAACCUCGUGCUGAGCCCCAUGAUAGACUUGUCGAUAUGGAGAUCGCACUUCAAACCGAGCAUCAGACGCUAUCGCACAAAACGAGAUUCCGUUCUGUUCUUCCCGCGGAAGAACCGAAGCGGAGAGAUCGUGAUAGGAAGAAGGGAAGAGAGAAUUUUACCGUACCAGCAACCCCUCGAAUUCCUCAACAAGAGUUUCUUACCGCGUAUGAAGGUGAAGACACUGACUCAUCGUCAUUUCAGCCUACUGGCCCAUCUAUUAGCCCACCCCUCACCCCUCCUUCUUCUCUGUCGUCCGACCCAUCCCUGACCUGUGAGGGACCUCGUACCACACCAUCCGGCACUAUGCGACCUGUUAUCCCGCCUUCUCCAUACAACCCACUUCUUACCCCCUCAUUCCGCCACUCCCCUCCUCGGUUGCCAUCGGACCAGCCUUGGCGUUUUCCCAGUCCAAGUCACCCAUUGCACUCUCAAACUCGUGAUGUGUCUUUGAGUAUGCUCAUUCGUGACGCGACGAGCCCUCUUGUCAAAGAGUCGUUGGGUAUUGGAGCAAGUCCUCUGGUGAUUCAGUCUUCGCCCAUUUCGAGCCCAUUACGAUCAGAAAUGAGCAGGUCUAGCCAUUUACAGACGCCGUCUAGUGUGCUUAGAGUUCCAAAGUCCGCUGCCAGGACCCUCUUCUCAAGAAGCCAAUUCCCUUCCCCCUUUGAAUUUCGUAAGGUUGGAGGAAAACACUUUUCUCGGAUAGAAGGAUCACCCCUCGCUCGAAAUCCUCGAACGGGUGCGGGUCACCGAAAAUCUAUCUCUAUGCUGUCAGACGAUUGGUUCUCUGAAAGCUCACUCUUAUCCACGAAUUCUCUCUCUCUCGACAAUCCUAUCAACGAUCCCUUCGUUGCGAUCUACAGCCCUUGGUCCAGCAUUGGCGGUGGUUCUACAGCGUCACCAGUGCGCCCCUCCAAACCAAGUAUCGAGGCAGAAAGCCCCGUGCUACGAAGCCACGCUCAACGCGCAGGCAUAGGGCUUGGCAUAGGGCUGCUGGAGCCCUUCACGCUACCGAAAGAUGCGAACAGUAUUGAUGACUUGCUUGCUGACGAGGCUGACUCCGAUUUCAGAAAGGAACUCGACGAAGCCGAGGUACUCCCCCCGUCUUGUAAGAACAACGUUUCGGAAGAAGUCUAUAGACCGCCUCUGAAAAAGAGACGGACGUCAUUGGACCGCUGUGGCUGA